Messenger RNA from Carlito syrichta (Philippine tarsier), 457 nucleotides. RefSeq names its product serine/threonine-protein kinase 3-like. Gene Ontology annotation, cellular component: cytoplasm. Gene Ontology annotation, biological process: regulation of MAPK cascade; protein phosphorylation; intracellular signal transduction. The transcript is spliced from 3 exons. The annotation marks the transcript as partial. The record is from RefSeq and is a predicted model, not a curated record. Gene Ontology annotation, molecular function: ATP binding; protein serine/threonine kinase activity. Lineage: Eukaryota; Metazoa; Chordata; Mammalia; Primates; Tarsiidae.
GCUAUUUUUAUGAUUCCCACAAAUCCACCACCGACAUUCAGGAAGCCAGAACUUUGGUCUGAUGAUUUCACUGAUUUUGUUAAAAAGUGCUUAGUGAAGAAUCCAGAGCAGAGAGCUACUGCAACACAACUUUUACAGCAUCCUUUUAUCAAGAAUGCAAAACCUGUAUCGAUAUUAAGAGACUUGAUCACAGAAGCUAUGGAGAUCAAAGCUAAAAGACAUGAAGAACAGCAGCGAGAAUUGGAAGAGGAGGAAGAAAAUUCGGAUGAAGAUGAGCUGGAUUCCCACACAAUGGUGAAGACUAGUUCGGAGAGUGUGGGCACAAUGCGGGCCACAAGCACAAUGAGUGAAGGGGCCCAGACCAUGAUUGAACAUAAUAGCACGAUGUUAGAAUCCGACUUGGGGACCAUGGUUAUAAACAGUGAGGAUGAGGAAGAAGAAGAUGGAACUAUGAAAA